Drosophila albomicans is the source of this 2617-nucleotide messenger RNA. RefSeq names its product annulin. The record is from RefSeq and is a predicted model, not a curated record. Gene Ontology annotation, biological process: peptide cross-linking. Bases 222 to 2537 code for a protein of 771 amino acids. The transcript has 3 exons. Gene Ontology annotation, molecular function: protein-glutamine gamma-glutamyltransferase activity. Lineage: Eukaryota; Metazoa; Arthropoda; Insecta; Diptera; Drosophilidae.
UGAUCAGUGCGGUUCAAAGCGUAGCAACGUUCGGUUCGGUCUUGGCUUCAAUCACUGAAUCACUGUCUCUGUUUCUAAUUCGAUUUCGGUAUUAAAAGUAACGCUAGUUUCAAAGAAGCGGCAGCUUAAAGCGCAGUUUCCGUUAAGCUUUGUGCGUGUGUCUACGCGUGUGUGUGUGACUCUUUGUGUGUGUGUUACGAAGCAAACAAAAUACUCUCAUAAUGUCCACUUGGUAUAGAAACUAUGCGCCCGUCUGGAUACAGCGCUGGUUGCAUCCAGCGCCUCCGCCACGCCCCUUCAAUCCCUUCCGGAGCACACGCCCGGGGCCCGAUCUUGCAAAUGCUGGCAGCUCAGCCGUGCUAGGAGUACAGCGCGUGGAUUUGUGCCUGCAGGACAAUCACGACGAGCACCACACGAGUCACUUUGCUGCCGCAUCCUUCAAGGAGGCGUUGAUAGUGCGUCGGGGCGAACCUUUUCGCCUGCGCAUUCACUUUAAUCGCGACUACAGUCCCAGCAAGGAUGCCAUUAGUUUCAUCUUUAGUGUGGCUGAUGACGUCAAGCCCAGUCCAGGACAUGGCACAUUGAUGGCGCUAGUGCCGCACGAUGGCAUCGAUUAUCUGGGCGAUGCACUCGAAUGGGGUGCCGGCAUUGAGGCACACGAGGGUCAAACAUUGACGGUGCUCGUCAAGCCGCCGGUAAGCUGCCCCGUGACCGAAUGGCGACUGGACAUCGACACCAAGUUGCUGGGCGAUGGCUCACGCAGCUAUCAGGUGCCCUUGCCCAUCUAUGUGCUGUUCAAUCCCUGGUGUCCCGAUGAUCAAGUCUAUUUGGCGAAUCGGGAGCAGCGCAAGGAAUAUGUGAUGCACGACACUACGCUCAUCUGGCGUGGCUCGUAUAAUCGGCUGCGACCCUCGGUGUGGAAGAUUGGCCAAUUCGAGCGGGAUGUGCUUGAGUGCAGUCUGAAGCUGCUCGGCACUGUGGGACGCAUUCCACCAGCCUAUCGCGGAGAUCCAGUGCGCGUGGCUCGUGCGCUUUCAGCUCUCGUCAAUUCCGUGGACGAUGAUGGCGUGUUGUUGGGCAAUUGGAGCGAAGACUUUUCCGGCGGCACUGCGCCCACCAAGUGGACGGGUUCGGCGGAAAUCCUGCAGGAAUUCCACAGGACACAGCGAUCGGUUAAGUUUGCGCAAUGCUGGAAUUUCAGUGGCGUUCUCGCUACCAUUUCCCGUGCUCUGGGUAUUCCGUCGCGCAUCAUCACUUGCUACUCCUCGGCACAUGAUACUCAGGCCUCGCUCACCGUUGAUGUCUUCAUCGAUGCGAACAACAAGAAGUUGGACGCCGAGACAACGGACUCCAUUUGGAACUAUCAUGUGUGGAACGAGUUGUGGAUGCAACGUCCAGACUUGGGCAUCGGCCAGUAUGGUCCCUAUGAUGGCUGGCAGGCUGUGGAUGCCACGCCCCAGGAGGCCUCGGAUAACAUGUAUCGCGUGGGUCCCGCUGCCGUGUUGGCUGUCAAGCAUGGCGAGAUUUUGCGUCCAUUCGACUGCGGUUUUGUCUACUCCGAGGUGAAUGCCGACAAGCUCUAUUGGCGCUACAAUGGUCCCAGCCAGCCGUUGAAAUUGCUGCGCAAAGACACGCUGGCCAUUGGUCAUCUGAUCAGCACGAAGGCGGUGCUAAAGUGGGAACGCGAGGACAUCACCGACACCUACAAGUAUGCCGAACGCACCGAGGAGGAACGCAACUUUAUGCUCAAGGCAUUGAAGCAAUCGCGUCACGCCUUUAGUCGCUACUAUCUCAACGAUAGCUUCAACGAGGUGGAGUUUAGCAUGGAACUGAAGGAUGACAUCAAGAUUGGCGAGAACUUUUCGGUUGUGCUCAAGGUGUCCAACAAGAGUGAGGAGCGCGUUCAUCUGGCCACAGGUCAGCUCAACUGUGAUGCUGUACUCUACACGGGUGUUGGUGCCCAGGAGGUCAAGGUCAUGGGCUUUGAGGUGGAUCUGAAGCCACAGACUACGGAAUAUGUGCGCAUGGAAGUGACGUUCGAUGAGUACUUUGAAAAGCUCUCCUCUCAGGCGUCUUUCCAAAUAUCCGCCGCAUGCAAAGUCCGGGAUACCGACUAUGAUUAUUAUGCCCAGGAUGAUUUCCGCGUGCGCAAACCCGAUAUUAAGUUCCAGUUUGGUAAUGGAGAUGUUCCGGUGGUGGCACAGCAGGAGGUUGAUGUGAUUGUCCGUCUGGAGAAUCCGCUGCCCAUUCCCCUGCACAAGGGACUCUUCACCAUCGAGGGUCCGGGCAUAUCACAGCCGCUGAAGUUCAAGAUUUCUGAGAUUCCCGUGGGAGGCACCGCUGCUGCUACCUUCAAGUACUUGCCGCCUUAUGCCGGACGUGGUACGCUGCUGGGCAAAUUUGUGGCCAAGGAACUGGAUGAUGUGGAUGGCUACAGGCACUACGAGAUCGAGCCGCGACCCGAGGAUUUGCUGCAGCCCAAUGGCAACCUUAGGAGCAGCAACAUCAUUCGCCGGCGCACCGAUAUUAUACCUUAAAACCAAACUAACGCCUCCAAUUGCAAGUCUUUAUUUAGUUUAAGUUCGAGUUUUAAGUAAAUCGUAUAGAUAAUUGUCAA